Molecule: messenger RNA, 176 nt
Organism: Racocetra persica
Lineage: Eukaryota; Fungi; Glomeromycota; Glomeromycetes; Diversisporales; Gigasporaceae
Source: the annotation of a GenBank genome assembly
UACAAAACCAGAAAUUUAACCAUGGACUUUUAGAAACUGAUUAUCCCCAAGUAGAAAAUAUUCGUCAGCAAAUUAAAGAGCAAACCCAAAAACUUCAACAAAAAAAGCAGGAUUUAUGCCAAAAAACCAGAGAUUUUAUUAAUGAAUACUUUCCCGAAACAGAAAAAGAGACUUGA